AUGGCUACUAUUACGAGGUUAUCGAUCAUAAAAUUUUUUGAACUUCUUUUGGUAUGCAUCCUCAUCGGAUUGCACUAUCACUCCUUCAAUGCGGGAGAUCAGCAUACCGCGAUGAUAACUAUGGGCACUUUCGGUGGAUAUCUGAUUAUCUUGGUUGGUCUAUUUAUUGGCAGUGUGAUGGGAACACCAGUGAACCGCCGUGUGGACCUUUUCUUCUCCCUCAUCGGAUGUGCGCUGUUUAUUGCUGCGGGCUCACUCAACAUCGAUUACUUCCAGAAGCUAGUACAUAAGUCGCAAUUUCGCGAUACUGGCUUAGCCAAGGGUUCUCUCAGCAUUAUUGAAGGCAUUAUCUUCCUGGUGGAUGCUUUUCUCACCUUUCGGGGAGAGAAUUGAAAUUUAAAGUUGCCUUAACAAACGAAAAGACGGCUGCACCAUCAGCAUAAUUGGCAUCAACUACAUUCUACGAUUCGACCAACACAAAAUAUAUUUCUCUCUAAUUUGUAAUAUAUGGAAUACUGCCACAAAUUUUUCCCUAUAUGGAACAAAUUUCCAGGGUAACUGAGCGAAAUUGUGUAUGAGUUGGACGAGAUUAUGAAUCACUUUCAGAAUUUUUAGAGUUACAUAUAUAGUAUAUAUGUAUAAACUUAUAGCUUCGCGUUUUGCGCUCUUGUCACGAUCACGCACGAUCACGAAAUAUCCACUUUAUUGAAAUAAUAUUGUGUUUCAUUAUCAUUUCUUUAACUUAUUGUUCAGAUAAAAAAUUUUUUUAAUAAAUUAUUUAUUAAAUGUUUUUUUUCUAUUGAUAAGGAAAGACUCUCUCUUCAAGCGAGUACUUAAUUGUUUGAAUGCCACAGAAUUUUUGCAGGAGAUAUAUCGAAAAGUGUCGAGGGAUAUGAUCACAUAUUGCUAUUAUUUUAUAUCGAGAAAUGUCAAAUGGCGUUGUUGCACUUAGUAAGUUGUUCUUAUCUUUUUAUUAAGUCGCUUUUUUAUUUCUUCUUGUAGCAAAGAUUAUGAAAAGAUUUUCAAUUUCGUAAAGUCUCAUCAUUAUAACACUAACUGUGCAUUGCAGUAGAAUUCAAGCACACCGUCAUCUAAAUCUGCAAUCUGGUGGUGCUUUUCGACAGGAAAUAACAGCAACGAUCGUGCUCUGUGGCAUUCAAACGUUAUAUAAGUUUUGCAUGUACACGUAAUGUAAUUUUACUUAAUAAUUGCAUUCAAUCGAUAAUAAUAUAAGACAUACAGAAAUCGCAUUUACAUACGACAAUAACGUAUACAUAUAUAUGCGUAUAUUACAUCUAUAUACAAUAUGUUGGAAAAGAAAUUCAAUUGUAAUUUUUCGACAAAACCAGCAGUGCCAUAUUGAACUUUUUCUGAAAAGUGAUAUGUUUAAGCACAGGUAUCCUUUCUAUUAAAAUUUGGUUCAAGUCAGACGAGGCAAAUUUUUGGCCAAAGGAAAACGCCUGUGCGUCAUCCAAUAUAGCUUUUUUUAUUCAACAAGUUUGGCUUCAAUUCUAUGUACGUAUGUACAAUAAUCAUUAAUGAUGUACCGAAAUCUGUAAUUUUUAAUUAUCCUAUUAUGAAGUUCGAUAAAUAACGGUAAUAAGAAUAAUAACAAAAAUAUUAUAUGCGUUUUUAUAUAUUAUCACUUGUACGUAAUCUCAACACUAAACGCUUAUCAACAAUCCCGUGUAUUAUCGUAUCGUUUCAUGUAUUUUUCAGUAUAAGCCCUUUAACAGGACUAUCAGCGUCUGUCACGCGACACAUAUUCUUUUAUUGUAAAGUUAUUCUUUCUAAUUCAUUUAUAUGUAACUUUUAUAAAAAAA
Ooceraea biroi (clonal raider ant) is the source of this 1823-nucleotide messenger RNA. RefSeq lists its product as uncharacterized. Gene Ontology annotation, cellular component: plasma membrane. Gene Ontology annotation, biological process: septate junction assembly. The record is from RefSeq and is a predicted model, not a curated record. Lineage: Eukaryota; Metazoa; Arthropoda; Insecta; Hymenoptera; Formicidae.